Galendromus occidentalis (western predatory mite) is the source of this 3427-nucleotide messenger RNA. RefSeq names its product ice-structuring glycoprotein. The transcript has 10 exons. The record is from RefSeq and is a predicted model, not a curated record. Gene Ontology annotation, molecular function: structural constituent of nuclear pore. The coding region runs from base 1 to 3114 and encodes 1037 amino acids. Lineage: Eukaryota; Metazoa; Arthropoda; Arachnida; Mesostigmata; Phytoseiidae. Gene Ontology annotation, cellular component: nuclear pore. Gene Ontology annotation, biological process: nucleocytoplasmic transport.
AUGUCUAGUCGGAAUCGCCAACCCACGGCUCCUGCGUUCGGGCAGCCGGCCCCCACCUCAGCCCCUACAGCAUUCGCUUUCGGGUCCACAACCGCAGCCUCGACGGCUCCUAACGCUAAUCCCUUCGGGGCCUCACAAGCACCGGCUCAGUCAACCCCGGGCAAGUUCACGUUCGGUCAGAGCGCAACUUCCCCUUUCGGCCAGACAUCCUCAGCACCGGCUUUCGGAUCCACUCAACAAGCGACAACGAGCACUUUCGGAGUCCAACAACAAGCGACCGGUCAGGGAUUGUUCGGGUCAACGUCAACUUUCGGAUCACCACAGGCGACGUCCUCUUUCGGGGCCUUCGGUCAAGCGUCGACCCCUGCGAGUGCCCCGAGUUUCUCCUUCGGGAACGCGGCUCCCUCGACCUCGACAAAUGUAUUCGGCUCGACAAAUGCGACGUCCACGUUCGGCAACCCACAGACAGGAGCUUCAACCGGCAGCUUCGCCUUUGGCCAGCAGCAGCAACCUUCUACCACGGCCCAAUCACCGGCUUUCUCGUUCAGUCAACCUGCGGGACAACAGCAAACACCUGCCGUGGGCACCGGUACGUCGUUUUCCACCUUCGGAUCUCCUGCCGCACCGGCGUUCGGACAAACCACAUCCAACACUCAAUCGACCGCAGGCUCGGCUUUCGGAAGUCCCGCUCCCUCGGCUUUCGGUCAGCCGGCGGCAACGGCAGGUUUGACUUUCGGUCAACCCGCUGCGACGACUGGUUUGACCUUCGGACAACCCGCUGCGAGUACGGCAUCUGCAUUCGGCCAGCCUUCCGCAUCCACUUCCGCUUUCGGUAAUCCAGCUGCAGGACUGCAGCCGGCCUUUGGUCAGGCCACCGCGGGAACGUCUAGCGGUUUCGGUCAACCUGCGACAUCAGCUUUUUCCUUCACCGGGAAUCAGCAGGCCUCGAGUGGGAUCUCGUUCGGUUCAACGGCACCCGCGGCGACCGCGUCCACGGCCGCACCGGGAUUCGGUUUCAUGCAAGCGGCGGCUCAGCCGAGCACCACCACGACUGCCACUCUGGGCUUCGGUCAAACUACCACCGCGCCGGCAGCCCCGACGACCUUCGCGUUCGGUCAGCCGGCGUCGUCGGCGAGCGCAGGCUUCGGGACAACGACGCCGAGCUUCGCCUUCGGAUCUUCAACGGCGACGACAUCUGCUCCGACUUCUGCACCUUUCAGUUUCUCCUCGGCGACGAAUCAAUCCGCAGGUGCUACUCCUGCUCCGGGGAGCUUCUCCUUUAACACGCCAGCUGCAGCCCCUUCCACAGCCGCAGGUGUCACAGCCGCUGCCGCCCCCUCGAUGUUCACCCUCGCUCCCACUACAACAGCGGCGACCGCAAGUGCAACAUUUGGAGGCAGUGCUGGAUUUUCAUUCGGGGGAGCUGGCGCCGGGGCCCCGGCUGCUCCAACGACGGCUGCUGCACUGCCAACGGGACAAAAUGCUCCAGCUGCGACGGCCGCUCCAUCAACGGUCGGCAGUUUCUCUUUCGGCGCUCCCGCGACCACAGCGACCGCGGCGACCACUGCCGCGGCGCCUGCUGCCGCCUUCUCUUUCGGGGCAACACCUGCUGUGGCAACAAGCUCGACACCUGCCCCGCAGACGGCGACGACUUCCGCCCCCGUGGGCACGUUCAGCCUGGCGGCCACCACGACAGCUCCCACGGCAACGACAACUGCAGCGCCAGCUGCGCUUUCCUUCGCCUUUGGUGCCCCGGCGGCUACCACGACCGCCACGACGGCCGCCGCAACAACUGCUCCCGCGACUUCAGCUCCUCUGCCGAGCACUACCGCUGCUGGAGGGGCGGCCACCUCGACGGCUGCACCAUUGUCCUUCUCGUUCGGCGCCGCUGCGAAAACUACGCCAGCUACCCAACAGAGUGAUUCGACAGCGACCGCGGCGACAACGAGUGCAACGACGGCACCAGCUUCGUCGACAGCGACAACGACUUCGGCUACGAUGACGUUCGGCAUUGCGACAGCCUCCACGACUGGUGGGAGUUCCGCGACCACAUCCACGGCCGCCGCCACCACCACGAGUCUCACUAGUGCGGCGCCGGCACCGACGGAACCCCCAAAACCGAAAACCGUCAAAGAUGAGGCACUGCCGAUGGAAAUCCAACAGCUAGUCGAAGCCCUAGAGAGACAUCUACUCCAACAGAAAUCCCUGCGAGACGAGCUCGACAAGACCACGCUGAUACCCGUGGAAAAGUCCCAGGCAGAGAUCGACGCCCUACGGCUCGUUGCGGGCCGAAUUGAAACCACGCUGCAGCGCAAUCACGGCUCGUUGAGAAAACUCAAGAAUGACUGCUUAGAAGAAAGGAGCAAUUGUGAACUGGCCAUCAAAACGAACCAAUUGCGAGUGUCCGGAGGAACGGGUGUCUUUGAGGAUGGGAAGCAGAAUGAGUAUUUCCAAAAAAUGGUGAUGGAGUUCCAUCAGAGGGUGCGCCUCUACCGUCAACAAAUUUUAGAGCUUCAAGGCCAUUUCGGCAACAACGCCCAAAGCUUGAACAACAACGGCACAAUUCACACCACAAACGAUGUCAACAUGAUACUUAAGAAGUCAUACGAGACGUUCGUUACGCUAGCCUCGCAGAUUUACAACCUCCACGAACAGACUCUGCGUGCUGAUGAAGACUUCCAGAAGCGACGACGCCAUACCGCGAUAACUUCGAUCGCUCUCGAAAUCCCGAAAGCUCGCGGAGAAUCGCCCGCAAAAAGAACUCAGUACGAAAGCAAAUCGAUUUCUCCGAACAGAAUGUUCUCGCGGAACAAUCAAAUGGCGAACGCUCUGCACAACAUCAGUUUGAGAGCCGGUCUUGAUUCAUCCUUCGAUCCCGUUCAUGGGGCGAUGCAGUCUUCGGCGACCUCGCCGCCGGUCGCGUCCAUCUUCACCCCUCAACAUCCGACGGGUGCCAUGGGAAUGUUCGGAGGCGGUGCAACGAUGAAUCAAAGCGUUCUCGGAGCAGGACCCACAAACCUCUUCGGCGCGAAUGCGAGCUUCAACGCGACUCAAUACGGAAGUCCAAUUCAACUCCAGAGUCCGCCCGUGGGCAACAAACGUGGCAAACGUUGAUAGACAUCAAAAUAGCUUCGAGACUCCGUUCCCGAGAGAUGGUGACGAGGACCUUAUUUUGGCAGCUCGUGUGAGCCAAAAUGCUGCCACUGUUCUCCGGAGCGUUUCUCCGAUUCUCCCUCUUAGAUCAUAAGAAAAGAAGCAUUUGUUCCUUAUAAUUUUUUGAAAUUCCUAUAUCUGGAUUGUUUUUCUACUACCAGAAGGCCGUCAUGUGACCCUCAUGGGUCGUUUCGGACGACGAAUCGAUGGGCGCGCUGAAGUCUUUGAAUGUAUAGAGAUGGAAGAAUAGAAACGAACGCCCAAGUUUGUAAAA